Messenger RNA from Cottoperca gobio, 1185 nucleotides. RefSeq names its product gonadotropin releasing hormone receptor 4 (gene gnrhr4). The record is from RefSeq and is a predicted model, not a curated record. Gene Ontology annotation, biological process: G protein-coupled receptor signaling pathway; cellular response to hormone stimulus. The transcript is spliced from 3 exons. Gene Ontology annotation, molecular function: protein-hormone receptor activity; peptide binding; G protein-coupled receptor activity. Gene Ontology annotation, cellular component: plasma membrane. NCBI's taxonomy places the organism in Eukaryota, Metazoa, Chordata, Actinopteri, Perciformes, Bovichtidae. The coding region runs from base 1 to 1185 and encodes 394 amino acids.
AUGUUCCACCAGCUGACGGAUCAAACUGUGAAUGACAGCUGCCUGGGACCCAUGUCAGCCUGCAAUAAGAGCGCGGAGGAAGACGCGCUACAGCUUCCCACUUUCUCCACCGCAGCCAAAGUCAGAGUCAUCAUUACCUUCACUCUGUGCGCAGUGUCAGCUGUGUGCAAUUUGAUUGUGCUGUGGGCAGCCUUCAACGGAGGCAAGCGCAAGUCGCACGUCAAGAUCCUCAUAAUGAACCUGACCGUGGCGGACCUGCUGGUGACUUUCAUCGUGAUGCCUGUGGAUGCGGUGUGGAAUAUUACGGUGCAGUGGCAGGCGGGAGAUAUCGCCUGCAGGCUGCUGAUGUUCAUGAAACUGGUGGCGAUGUACUCCUGCGCUUUUGUAACUGUGGUCAUUAGCUUGGAUAGACAUUCAGCCAUUCUCAAUCCUCUGGGCAUCAGUGAGGCCAAAAGGAAAAGCAAAAUCAUGUUGACUGUGGCCUGGACGAUGAGUGUAAUCCUCUCGCUCCCUCAGAUGUUCAUAUUUCAUAAUGUGACCAUCACAGUCCCGGAGAACUUUACGCAGUGCACCACCCACGGCAGCUUUGUCCAGCACUGGCAGGAGACGAUGUACAACAUGUUCACCUUUGUGUGCCUCUUCCUCCUUCCUUUGGUCAUCAUGAUCUUCUGUUACACACGAAUCUUCAUUGAGAUAUCCAGCCGCAUGGCGCGAAAUAACUUGCUGUCAAGAGAUAUCCAUCUCCGUCGCUCCCACAACAACAUCCCUAAGGCUCGGAUGAGGACUCUUAAGAUGAGCAUCGUCAUUGUAACAUCAUUCAUCGUCUGCUGGACCCCGUACUAUCUGUUAGGCCUGUGGUAUUGGUUAUUUCCUGAUAAAAUGGAGGAAAUGGUCUCUCAUUCACUGACUCAUAUGCUGUUUAUCUUUGGCCUUUUCAACGCCUGCCUGGACCCCAUCACUUAUGGUCUGUUUACCAUUCAUCUUCACCAGGGUCUUAAGAGAUGUUGUCCAACUUCAACCAGACGGACCAAAUUGGAAAACAAUACUUGUCUUGUACACAUGACUCGCCUGUCGUCUCACAGGCAGAUUGCAUCAAGUAGCCACAAUACAGACAUAGAGGAGGUAAACGACAACAACAGCGUGAAAAGUUGCUCAAGGCCAAUCCUCUUAGUAAGCAAGAUCUAA